AUGGGUAUCAAGGCCAUCGAUGGUGAUAAAAUCGAUUCUGAAAUGGAUAAAAUCGAUAUCAACGAAUCGAAUGAUAGCCUACUGACGCAGAGCUUCAUAGAUGAUAUGAAGAAGGAUAAAGAAGAUGACGAUACUAUCAUAGUUGAUGAUUUGGAGCAGUCUGAACAACAACGGAACGGCGAUAUGAGUGUUGGAGACACCCCCCAGACGUUGAGUCCGAGCCGCGCGCCCGAGGGUGUGGAGCCCCUGGAUGUAGACCCUCCCUCCACAGCCGCUGACUCCGAUGUUAUUAUGAACGAUCAGCUCAGUGAGAAUGGCUCCAUGCAAGUCGAGCCUAGCAGCAGUCCGUUGAGCGGUGACAUGAUUGUUGAACAAACUGAACCCAUUGAUGACAGUGAUUCUCGACUAUCCCAAGACGACCUGUUAUUGCUCUGUGAGUUAUUCUACCUUCCGUUCAGUCACGGUGGUCGUGGUCUCAGAUUGUUGCACGACUACCACUGGCUGACCACACACGCCACAAGCUGUUUGGCAAGAGGAAAUAAACCGGAACCAAGUGAGUGGCGUCGUCGUUUACGUCGCUUCACGUGGUGGUCGUGCCGUGCGCGUCGUUUAUCCCGCCGCCUGUCUCUGUGCGCAAAUCGGGAGCUACACGCUGAGCUACAUCCCUACUUGUGGGAUUUGUGCGCUGUGCUCGCUCUACUACAAGCCUUUCUAAGAUGGCUGGAAAUGGGUAAAUUCCCGCCGAACAUCACAACCAACAUUCAAGGUUCAUACUCAUGGUUCUCCAAGGGCUGGAGAGAAGCCUUCGAAAGCGGAACCCAAGAGCCGUGGGUGUUCCGUGGAGGUUUGACAGCGGACUUACGUCGCCUACUACCCGUUGAGUGUAGCGGGGACGCACUCAGACCUCAAUGUAUACCAAACAGUCUACCACUCACUGUGAGACCGUACACACUCGCAGACGAAGACGCGGUGUGUAAUCUAUGUCAGAAAACCUGCCGGGACGGCUUGGACUGCAGUCACCUAUUCCCUGGGGAAUUAAUGUCGCUUCCCGUAGACAGAUUGAUAGCUCCAUACUUGACGCUGUCUCCCGAGUUAUGUAUGGUGAUAGAAGAUGAUGGUGACGUCAUCAAUGAUGAUGAUGACAAGCCCGGCAUCAAUAACAACGACGCCAAACCGGAAAUAGUCGGUUACGUGUGCGCGGCCCUCAACAGCGUGGACUUCUACAGGAAACAGGAAAUAGCCUGGAUACCGGAAAUGUGUCUCAAGUAUCCCAAGGAACUACUCGACAAAGACGACUUGAGUGAUGCUGCCAAGGACUGUAUCCGUUACUUCCACUCGUAUUCGGCGGAGUCCAUCAUCACUUCUUCUUCCGGUGUAUAUUCUUCCCACCCUUCGCUGAUAUCGAUGGCUGCUCUGCCACGCUCUGACCCGCUGGCUACCUCGCGGCUACUCACGUGUCUACUGGCCGCGCUACGGGCUCACGGUGUUAACGGCGUCCACACGUGUGUGGCGAUCAACGACCAGCAUCUCCUUCAGUUCUACAGCAAGUUCGGCUUCACGGAGCAUUCACGUAACGAAACUCACGUAUUCAUGGCGAGACUGUUCUAG
This is a messenger RNA of Danaus chrysippus (African queen), 1608 nucleotides long. Lineage: Eukaryota; Metazoa; Arthropoda; Insecta; Lepidoptera; Nymphalidae. The record is from the annotation of a GenBank genome assembly.